AUUCGCAAUUGGAUGCCUGCCAAAGACCCGCCUGCUUUGCGAAGUGUGACACGUUGGUUGGAAGAAAAAGAAAAAGAAAAAGAGGAAGAACAAAAAGUACCAGCAGUGGAAAAUUCCUCAAAUAGCCAGCUCGAUCGCCCGACCGCCAAGAUGUCGUAUGAUUUCAAAUUCAGUAUAAGCAAGCCCAAGGCUAAAGUUACGAAAAUUCGAGACUAUAUUGAUCUUUUCAGCCUAGAAAUUCAUGUGAAUACUAGGGCGAACUUUUUGCCGGAUUUUGACCGCGAUCCUGUGCAGAUGGCGUUUUGGUGCUUGCAAACAGAAGAUGAUUCGAUCGUAUCGAACGGAUUUCAACAAGGUUAUCACAUCGGGAUUAUUGCAGUGUCCGGAAUGGAUCCACACUCUCUAGGGUUUCACAAUGUGGAUGUGGAGCUUGUAGACAGCGAGAAGGAUUUACUGCACGCUCUCAUUGAUCGUGUGCGUUUAUAUGAUCCCGAUCUUUUGGUCGGUUACGAGCUUCACAGUGCUUCAUGGGGUUAUCUCAUCGAGCGAGCAGCCACCUACGAUAUCAACCUUAUUGAUGAGCUGUCGCGAGUUUAUACCACUUCACAGAACAUCCAGCGAGACAGAUGGGGUUACCAAAAAGCUUCGGUUUUUCGCGUGAUUGGCAGACAUAUGAUCAAUGUAUGGCGUUUGAUGAAGAGUGAAGUUAAUUUGAAGAGUUAUACAUACGAAAACGUCGUCUACAACCUGCUUCACUACAGAGUUCCUCAUUUUUCCCAUCAAAUCCUGACAGCAUGGUAUCAACAUGGCGCGGCUGUGGUGAAGCAUCGACUAGUGCGGUAUUAUUUGGAGCGGGUUCAGAUUAACUUGGAUCUUUUGGAUAUCUCUGAGGUUAUCAGUCGUACAGCCGAGUCGGCUCGUGUCUUUGGGAUCGAUUUCUACUCUGUCAUCACUCGCGGUUCCCAAUUCAAAGUCGAAUCCACCAUGUUACGCAUCGCUAAACCUGAAAACUACAUGCUGAUCAGUCCCAGUCGCAAGCAGGUUGCAGAGCAACGCGCUAUUGAAUGUCUGCCUCUGAUCAUGGAGCCUUUAUCAAAAUUCUACGCGAGCCCACUAGUCGUUCUUGAUUUCCAGUCGCUGUAUCCAUCGAUCAUGAUUGCGUACAAUUACUGUUAUUCCACGUGUCUCGGAAGAGUCCGUCGCUCAGGAGACAGUCGGAAGUUUGGUGUCAGCGAUCUGAUGAUUUCACCUAAACUACUUGAAGAGCUCAAGGAGCAAAUAAACGUUGCGCCUAACGGUGUAAUGUAUGUCAAGGAAAGUAUAAGAAAGAGCCUUCUUGCCAAAAUGUUGACGGAGCUCCUGGAUACGCGUGUCAUGGUGAAGCGAUCGAUGAAAGAUUACAAAGAAGACCGGGGAUUGCUACGAUUACUGAAUGCUCGCCAACUGACGUUGAAAUAUCUGGCAAAUGUUACUUACGGUUAUACCUCGGCCACAUUUUCGGGUAGAAUGCCGGCGGUCGAUAUUGCUGACAGCAUUGUUCAAACUGGACGAGAAAUGCUGGAAAAGACAAUUGAACUAGUUAACUCAACCGAACGCUGGGGAGCAAAAGUGGUCUAUGGAGAUACGGAUAGUGUUUUUGUCUAUUUCCCUGGAAAGACCCGUGAUGAUGCCUUUACUAUUGGGAACGAGAUUGCGCAAACCAUCACGAAAAUGUUCCCUGCGCCCAUUAAACUGAAAUUCGAAAAGGUGUACCAUCCUUCGGUCCUCGUGGCGAAAAAGAGAUAUGUCGGUUUCAAAUACGAGAGUCCGGAAGAUAAAGAGCCUGCCUUUGAAGCCAAGGGGAUUGAGACGGUCCGCAGAGAUGGCGUGGUGGCGACGCAAAAAAUUCAAGAAAGUUCCUUAAAAAUCCUUUUCCGCACGCAGGAUAUGUGUGAACUCAAGCAAUACUUGUACCGGGAGUGGACCAAGAUAUUAUCAAAUCGAGUGUCUUUGCAGGACUUUAUCAUAGCCAAAGAGGUUCGACUUGGAACAUAUCGAUCAAUACCUCACGGUGCAAAGGUAGCGCAGGAUAACAUGGCUAUGGAUCCGCGCGCGGAACCUCAAUAUGGAGAACGAGUUCCCUAUGUCGUUGUCUAUCGCGGUGCCAACGCCACGCUCAAAGAAAAGGUAGUACGACCUGAAGCGGUACUGCUUGACAACUCUUUACGGUUGGAUGCUGAAUACUAUAUCCGCAAACAAAUCAUCCCGCCCUUGGAAAGAAUAUUUAAUCUCGUAGGCGUUGAUAUCAUGGCGUGGUAUGACAGCAUGCCUAGAUCUCAGAAAGCGGCCGCGUUGGCAUUAUCGUACUACGACGAGGUUCAGGACAAAGGGGUCAACCGGAUUGACCGCUAUUACGCAAGCAGUCACUGUAUCAUCUGCCGGCAACUUUCUGACCAGCCCAUCUGCGACAAAUGCAAACAUCAGAAAAGCUUAUCGCUGCUGACGCUUAUUUCUCGGCAACGGGAGACUCAAGAAAAACUGGGUGCUGUGCUAGAGGUGUGUGAUAAUUGCUCUCAAAUAUCCCCCUUGCUCACGGCUUCUACAAACCCACAUGCCGCCAUUGGGCGUAGUGGAUAUGCUGAUCACCCAUGUGAUUCUCUUGAUUGCCCUGUAUUCUACGAACGCAUCAAAGCGAAAAAUGACGUCCGCGCUACAUCCACUUACGAUACAUUACUUGAACAACUGUCAGACUAAAUUCCCCACUUCAUAUUUAUAUCGUUUCUGGUAUACCUCAUCAGACUCAAAACAUGAU
Molecule: messenger RNA, 2791 nt
Organism: Radiomyces spectabilis
Lineage: Eukaryota; Fungi; Mucoromycota; Mucoromycetes; Mucorales; Radiomycetaceae
Exons: 16
Coding region: 13-2733 (906 amino acids)
Biological process (GO): error-prone translesion synthesis; double-strand break repair via homologous recombination
Cellular component (GO): zeta DNA polymerase complex; nucleus
Molecular function (GO): DNA binding; nucleotide binding; DNA-directed DNA polymerase activity
Source: RefSeq, a predicted model, not a curated record